AAUGUGCAACUUUAUAAUUUUCAAGUUUUAAUAACCGAGAGCUUCGAGUUAUUACGUCGUACUUAUAAAGUAACCAUGUUAUUUAAACCAUAACUUCAAACUAGAACUUUAAUACGCACGCGAUUUUCAACAUACACCGUAUAUACAGUGUUUCCGUUCCUGUCAUUCAUUUUUAUCAUUUAACAAACGACGAAUGCCGCUUCCGCGGUUUAUUUCAACGCGCACAUCAGGCGUUUCCGUAUGUAGGAUGCGACUGAACGUAACCGUCAUAACCGCGAUUCUCUCCUCUGCGGUGACGGUGAAUCCCGAAGGAUCAGAGGCUGACUCGUCAGUAAUGUCCUGCCUGAGUGCGCUAGACUCGCAGUUAGCAACUCUGUUCUCAGUGCCUGAAGAGAUCCUGUUUCUGCGACAUAAGGUAUUCCGUGAAUACGCUAAAAUCGCAGUCGGGCCAGAUUUCAUCCACACGCUACCGUCCUUCGUAAUCGUGGCAGCCGCGCUGCUCGUCCUUUGGAAGAAUCCUCCGUCCUCCGCGCGGUUCAUGGACCUCAUAGGCGUGACCCUCAUUUAUAAAGGUUUUCAGGUGUCAAUCAGUUGGCUUAUGGUUACCGCGCUUCUAUGGUUAUGGCUGAUCCUUCAAAGAAUACUCUACUGCAGUGUCUGGCGUUAUUGGAGUUAUGAAACUGAGCAUCGAGAUAUUUCGUACCCUUGGUGGCAACGUGUUUGGUCUUCGUACUAUCCUGCACCUAUACAGCCGCCUGUGAUGUCGGCCUGUUUUAUUAGUUGGAUAAUCGCAAUGUCGAUCGCAAUAAUCGCGCUGGGAUGCGCAAUAAACAUUGAUCGCUUGGAAAUUUUCGUUAAAAAAAUUUUUAGUAAACUUCGAGACGUUAUUGCAAUGACAAAGUCUUACAUAGUAUGGUUCCAAUAUAGAAUGCAACAACUACUUGUAAGUUCCGAGGCAAAUGCAGCAACGGAUGACAGUGAAAUAAGCUCAGUUUGUGACGACGGUCGCUCAGUUUGUGACGACGGUCGCUCAGAAACGUCAACUGAUGUGAAUGCGGCACGAGGAGACGUACAUCCGAUCUCUUAUGGAACGAAUUGGAUGCCACCACCAAAUUUUUCUAUGUUUAAGGAAGCGCAGCGAAAAAUAUCUUUAAAAUCUUUUCACACAGUAACGGGUGUGAACGACGUUCAGAAUGCCGACAAAUCCGCGGCCAAGCAAUUCCGACACCGACGUGGGUGUCACACAGUGAUACCGAGUAAUUCCAGCGAGCAAUCAAGUGAAUGUUGAAGGGACUAGUCAGUAUUAAUCGAAUGCUCGUUAUCGAAUGCGCCUUCGGUUAAUUGAGUAAUGCUAAUAAACACGAAAAAAAUUUACAUGAAGGCGACACGUCAAUUUUGUAGAUGAUACUUAAUUUGAAUAAACGCCUCGCGAGAUGCUAUUUAUAAUUUCAAUAAGAUUUUAUAGUUCACCAUAAUAUUUGUGCGUUAUUUUUACACAAAAUUUUCUAUAAAAAUAUUUUUUAUACAAAUAAUAUAUAAUGGAUCGCGCGCGAGAUUUUAUUUUCGAGAUUAUACCGCGCGAACGAUAUAUCAUCGAAUGUACGCAAUAGUUAAAAGAAUGCGC
Molecule: messenger RNA, 1624 nt
Organism: Cataglyphis hispanica
Lineage: Eukaryota; Metazoa; Arthropoda; Insecta; Hymenoptera; Formicidae
Exons: 5
Coding region: 194-1288 (364 amino acids)
Source: RefSeq, a predicted model, not a curated record